This is a messenger RNA of Apodemus sylvaticus (European woodmouse), 2506 nucleotides long. RefSeq names its product cadherin related family member 5 (gene Cdhr5). The record is from RefSeq and is a predicted model, not a curated record. Gene Ontology annotation, molecular function: calcium ion binding; cadherin binding. Gene Ontology annotation, cellular component: adherens junction; catenin complex; plasma membrane. Gene Ontology annotation, biological process: calcium-dependent cell-cell adhesion; cell-cell junction assembly; homophilic cell-cell adhesion. The transcript has 15 exons. Bases 42 to 2450 code for a protein of 802 amino acids. NCBI's taxonomy places the organism in Eukaryota, Metazoa, Chordata, Mammalia, Rodentia, Muridae.
CCAAGCAGGCUGGACCCUUCUUCCAGGUGACAGCUGCCACCAUGGGGGCUCUGGCCCUCCUGUGGCCUCCCCUGCUGUGGCUAUUGUUUGCAGUGCUAUUUGGCCAACCUCCGGGGACCUUGGCCCAGGCCCAGGCCCAGGUCUGCUCUGUGAACCAGACCACCUUUACAUUUGAGGAGAACAUCAAUGUUUCUGGGCCACUGGCAGUCAUUUCUGUCCCAGAAGACCAAGUUGUGGACUUGGGACACUUGUCCACCCCUAACGCCUUUAAGAUCGAGAAUAAUCUCCUGUUUCUCAACGUGACUCCAGAUUAUGAGGAAAACCCAUUGCUGGUGGCAGUUGUAGAGUGUAAGAGAGGAGACACUGUGGUGACACAGAUCAGGGUGAUUGUGGCUGUCUUGGAUGUCAAUGACAAUGAGCCGAGAUUCCCCUUUACAAACAAGGAAUAUAAUGUAUCGGAGGACACCAGAGUGAAUACAAUCGUUAUCCCUGAGACAGAGCUGAAGGCUACAGAUGCUGACAAAGAUGACACCCUAGUCUACACUCUGCAGGAAGUGACCCCCAACGCCAACACGUUCUUCUCCCUGGUGGGCCCAAGCACCCCUGCUCUGAAGUUGGACCAGACCCUGGAUUACUACAAGAAUCAGAACAUGACCUUUAGGCUGCUGGCACGGGAUACUUGGGAGGAGAAUGCAACUGUUAGCCACACGGCCACUGCCACCCUCAUCGUGAGCGUGCUGCCAGCUGACCUGCGGCCCCCUUGGUUCCUGCCGUGCUCCUUUACAGAUGGCUAUGUCUGCAUCCAGGCCAAGUACCAUGCGGUUGUCCCCACGGGAUACAAACUGCCAUCCCCCCUCACCUUGAGUCCUGGUCCCAUCUAUGCUGUGGAUGGCGAUCAGGCCAUUAACCAGCCUAUCAUCUACAGUAUUAUGACAGGAAACACGGAUGACACAUUUAUCAUCAACGCGGCCGAUGGCAACCUCACGAUGGCCAAAAGUAUCCCCAGCCCCAUGAUGUUCACCCUGGUGGUCAGGGCUGAGCAGGCUGACAAGGCUCAAUACUCAGUGACCCAGGCCAUUGUGGAGGCUCGCAAUGACUCUGAGAGCCCACUCCAGUUCUCUCAGAGCCUGUACUUCGGCACAGUGGUGCUGGGUUCUGAGGCUGGCACAGCAGUGAGAGACAAGACCUUCCCUUCAGAGUUCCUGAGGAUCCAGGCUCAGUACCCAGGCUUUCCGGACCUCAACUCGGCUGUCAUGUACCAAGUCACCAACUCCUCAGAAUUCCUGAUGAAUCAGAAUAUCAUACUGACCACUGUGCCUAUGGAAGAAGAGAAAACCAUCCGUAUAGAGGUAGGAGCUAGCAAUACUGUGACUAAGGACACAGCCACCGCUGUUGUUGAGAUCCAGGUGUCAGAGCGGGAGCCACCCUCCACAGAGUCCCCCACACCCCCAGAAGCUGGAGGAACAACUGGGCCUUCAAGUAACAGCACUUUGGAAGCCCCCUCGACCUCUGGGACCUCUCAAGGACCUGCCACAACCAGCUCUGGGGGAAGUGCUGGCCCAGUCCCUCCUGCAGGCACAACUCUAAGCCCACCCACCUCUGUCUCAUCUGUACCUGGGGUGUCUCCUACUGGUGGAAUCAGCACCUCUCCUGAGACAGCCAUUCCUGGUGGGGACUCAACCCAGACCCCCAAGCCAGGAACCUCUCAGCCAAUGGCCCCCAUUCCAGGGGCCAGCACCUCUUCUCAGCCAGCCACACCUAGUGGCAGCUCAACCCAGACCCCCAAGCCAGGAACCUCUCAGCCGACAGCCACUGGGCCCAUCUCAGGAGCAGACGAACUUGGUGAUGACCAGAGGUUUUCCACGACGGACAUGGCAGUGCUGGGUGGGGUGCUGGGUGCGCUGCUGCUGCUGGCUGUCAUUUGCUUGUUCAUCCUCGUCUACAAGCACUACCGACAUCGGCUUGCUUGCUGCUGUGGGAAGGCUUCGAAGCCAGAGCCGAGUGGCUAUGAUAACCUGACCUUCGUCCCAGACCACAAGGCCAAGUGGUCGCCCACCCCCACCCGGAAGCCAGAGCCGGUCCCGGAGCCUGCCCAGCCGCCCCUGCGGCCUCCUAGCCCCAUGUCCUCCAGUCCUACACCCCCCAGCUCCACGCCUCCUAGCCCUCAGCUCAAAGCUUCCGGGUCUCCUAAGACAGUCCAGGCUGGGGACAGUCCUUCAGCCGUGAGGUCGAUCCUGACCAAGGAGCGACGGCCGGAGGGGGAGGGCGGCUACAAGGCUGUGUGGUUCGGCAAGGACAUCGGGGCGGAGGCUGACGUGGUGGUCCUCAACGAGCCCACCGCCGACGUGGACAGCGCCAGUGCCUCAGGAAGUGAGGGCAGCGACGACGACGACCCUGGCCACAAGAAGAGUGUCCGCUUUGGCGGUGCCCCUGCUGACAUUCACCUCUAGCUCAGCACCGACUGACUCUCCACCCCAGCCACUCCCCUUUCCUCGGUUAAUUAAAG